Fusarium coffeatum is the source of this 1173-nucleotide messenger RNA. RefSeq lists its product as uncharacterized. The record is from RefSeq and is a predicted model, not a curated record. Gene Ontology annotation, molecular function: agmatinase activity; metal ion binding. The transcript is spliced from 3 exons. NCBI's taxonomy places the organism in Eukaryota, Fungi, Ascomycota, Sordariomycetes, Hypocreales, Nectriaceae. Bases 1 to 1173 code for a protein of 390 amino acids.
AUGAAGCUAUUGAACCUCCUCUCGUUGGCGGGGUUGGCAGCGGCUUGUGCUCAUGAGCAUGAUGAUAAGGAGUGGACCAAGGAAGAACUCGAUGAGCUCGAGGCGAAAUGGGGUUACGAGUGGCCCUUUGCUGGUAUCAACACGUUUGCCCACCUCAGCCAUGUUAAGUGUCUCACUGAGCCCACUGAGCCCUUCGACAUUGCUAUAGUCGGUGUUCCCUUCGACACAGCCGUGAGCUAUCGUCCAGGUGCUCGCUUUGGACCCCGAGCAAUCCGCUCAGCGUCUGCCCGUCAAACAUCGAUGCGCGGCUUCAAUCCUCGGGCAGGUGUUAACCCGUACCAGAACUGGGCUAAAAUUGUUGACUGUGGCGAUGUUUCUGUCACGCCAAUCGACAACGGCAUUGCCCGUGAGCAGAUGACUCAGGCGUUCAAGCAGCUUGGUCGGCGGAGGACUGUGUCGGCGCUGGCUCCAAAGCCUCGACUUGUAACGUUGGGCGGUGACCAUUCCUUGGCUCUUCCUGCUUUAAGGGCGCUGAACGAGAUUCACGGGAAGCCAGUUCAGGUUCUGCACUUUGAUGCUCACCUUGAUACAUGGAACCCAGCUGCCUAUCCCUCAUGGUGGGGGGCUACUCACUUUAACCAUGGCUCAAUGUUCUGGAUGGCCAACCAAGAAGGCUUGCUCUCCAACUCAUCUUCUGAGCGCUCUGUCCAUGCCGGUCUGCGGACUCGUCUCACAGGCACUGACUUCUCCGACCACGAAGACGAUUCGUCACAGGGCUGGGUCCGCUUCACAGCUGACGACAUUGAUGACCUUGGUACCAAGGGGAUCAUCGACGGCAUCCUUAAGGUCCUAGGUACGGAGAACCCCGUCUAUCUUUCCGUGGACAUUGACGUUCUCGACCCUGCCUUUGCGCCUGGCACAGGUACCCCUGAGCCUGGCGGUUGGUCUACUCGCGAGUUCAUCCGCAUCCUCCGUGGCCUUGAGGGCUUGAACCUCGUUGGCGCUGAUGUCGUUGAGGUAUCUCCUGCGUACCAGAAUGGGGGCGAGGAGACAGCCCUGGCUGCUGCCCAAGUUGUCUAUGAGAUUAUCAGCUCCAUGGUCAAGAGGGGUCUCCAAGAUGGCGGUAAGGAAGGCAACGGUGGCAAUGCCGCUCAGGCCAAGGAUGAACUAUGA